This is a messenger RNA of Numida meleagris (helmeted guineafowl), 8861 nucleotides long. RefSeq names its product cytoplasmic linker associated protein 1 (gene CLASP1). The record is from RefSeq and is a predicted model, not a curated record. Gene Ontology annotation, biological process: mitotic spindle assembly. Gene Ontology annotation, cellular component: microtubule organizing center; spindle microtubule; cytoplasmic microtubule. Bases 481 to 4929 code for a protein of 1482 amino acids. The transcript has 40 exons. NCBI's taxonomy places the organism in Eukaryota, Metazoa, Chordata, Aves, Galliformes, Numididae. Gene Ontology annotation, molecular function: microtubule binding; kinetochore binding.
CCGAAACGGGGCCGCUCCCGGAAGUGGAUGCGGCACCGCGGCGAGGUCGUUUCGCCUCCAGCCCUCCGCGGCCGCUCGGCGCUGCCGCUGGGACACCACCCUUGCGCAUGCGCGCUGCGCGCGCUGAUCUCACCGCCGCCCCGCCUUACCAUAGAAACGCGAGAGGCACGCUCCCUCUAGCCCCCACCUCGCGCUCUGUGAAUGGACUGCUGAAUUGAGAAUUAUUGCAGACCCAACAGCGCAGCACUGCUCAUUGCUUCAUCUACCACUAGCUAUUUAAAUUGGACUUUUAAUAUCCUGCCAGCUGCUGUUCACACACACAUGGUGCAUUGUUGCCAUUCUCAGAAUUGCAUCUUUGAAACCCAGGCCCUCAGUAACCUUCACUGAACAAAGAGGUGACCUCCUGUGUACGUUCGUAGAGGGAUUUUUCAAACUGUCUGCCCUCUAGCUUUCUUGCUGGUGCUGUGUUUCUGAGACACUAUGGAGCCCAGUAUGGAGUACUGCUUAGCACAGGUGCUGCAGAAGGAUGUUGGGAAGAGACUUCAGGUUGGUCAGGAAUUGAUAGAUUACUUCUCGGAUAAACAGAAGUCAGCUGAUCUGGAACACGAUCAGACGAUGCUGGAUAAAAUGGUUGAUGGACUGGCCACCUCUUGGGUGAAUUCCAGCAAUUAUAAGGUGGUGCUUCUGGGGAUCGACAUCAUCUCCGCGCUGGUGUCCCGCCUGCAGGACCGCUUCAAGGCCCAGAUCGGCACAGUGCUGCCCAGCUUGCUGGAUAGGCUGGGGGACUCCAAGGACUCUGUGCGGGAGCAGGAUCAGACCUUGCUGCUGAAAAUCAUGGAACAGGCUGCUAAUCCUCAGUACGUGUGGGAUAGGAUGCUAGGAGGAUUCAAACACAAGAAUUUCCGGACAAGAGAAGGGAUCUGCCUCUGCCUUAUUGCAACACUCAAUGCAUCUGGAGCUCAGAGUUUAACACUGAGUAAGAUAGUGCCACAUAUAUGUAACUUACUUGGAGAUCCAAACAGCCAGGUUCGAGAUGCAGCAAUAAACAGCCUUGUGGAAAUUUACAGACACGUGGGUGAACGUGUAAGGGCUGAUCUCAGUAAAAAAGGAUUACCCCAAUCUCGGUUGAAUGUAAUUUUCACAAAAUUCGACGAGGUCCAAAAAUCUGGAAACAUGAUCCAGAGCUCAAGUGAUAAAAAUUUUGAUGAUGAAGACUCCGUGGAUGGGAACAGGCCUUCCUCAGCUAACUCCUCUACAUCUUCAAAGGCUCCUGCAAACUCACGUAGAGUUGGGAUGGGGACUACUCGCAGACUUGGGUCUGCAGCUCUGGGUUCCAAGUCUUCAACUGGCAAAGAGGGAGCUGGUGCUGUGGAUGAAGAAGACUUCAUUAAGGCAUUUGAAGAUGUCCCAACAGUUCAAAUUUAUUCUAGCCGGGAUCUUGAGGAAUCCAUAAACAAAAUAAGAGAGAUACUAUCUGAUGAUAAACAUGACUGGGAACAGAGAGUAUCUGCUUUGAAAAAGAUCCGCUCCUUGCUGUUGGCUGGAGCUGCAGAAUACGAUAACUUCUUCCAACACUUACGACUCCUGGAUGGAGCGUUUAAAUUAUCUGCUAAAGACCUGCGGUCUCAGGUAGUGCGGGAGGCUUGUAUCACGUUGGGACAUUUAUCAUCCGUUCUGGGAAACAAGUUUGAUCAUGGGGCAGAAGCCAUUAUGCCAACAAUUUUUAAUCUAAUUCCAAAUAGUGCCAAAGUCAUGGCCACUUCUGGUGUUGUAGCAGUUAGAUUAAUCAUUCGACAUACACACAUCCCUCGACUAAUACCCAUCAUAACCAGUAAUUGUACCUCCAAGUCUGUUGCAGUUAGAAGGCGCUGUUUUGAAUUUUUAGACCUGCUGCUGCAAGAGUGGCAAACUCACUCCCUAGAAAGACACAUAUCAGUGUUAGCAGAAACAAUAAAGAAGGGAAUUCAUGAUGCGGACUCUGAAGCCAGGAUAGAAGCAAGAAAGUGCUACUGGGGUUUUCACAGUCACUUUAGCCGAGAGGCAGAGCAUUUGUACCACACCUUGGAGUCCUCUUACCAGAAGGCCCUGCAGUCACAUUUGAAGAACUCUGACAGCAUUGUGUCCUUGCCGCAGUCAGAUCGCUCCUCCUCCAGCUCCCAGGAGAGUCUCAACCGUCCACUGUCUGCCAAAAGAAGUCCUACUGGAAGUACUACAUCAAGAGCAUCUACAGUAAGUACAAAAUCUGUGUCAACACCAGGAUCUCUGCAGCGAUCCCGCAGUGACGUUGAUGUGAAUGCAGCAGCUAGUGCCAAGUCCAAAGUGACGUCUUCUGGAGCAUCCACCCCCUUCAGUUCUGCUGCAGCCCUGCCCCCAGGCUCAUAUGCAUCAUUAGAUGGUACUACCACUAAAACUGAGGGUCGAAUUCGUACGAGGAGACAGAGCUCUGGCAGUGCCACCAGCGUCACCUCAACGCCUGCUGAUACCCGAGGCCGCAGCCGGGCUAAAGUGGUUUCCCAGUCCCAGCGAUCCAGAUCAGCUAAUCCUGCUGGUGCUGGUAGUCGGUCUAGUUCUCCGGGUAAGCUGUUAGGAAGCGCCUAUGGGGGCUUGGGCAGUGGAACAUCCAGAGUUCAACCUGUGCCAUCAUCUUCGGAGAAGCGCAGCAAGAUCCCCCGGAGCCAGGGAUGCAGUCGAGAGACAAGUCCCAACAGAAUAGGACUAGACCGGUUUGGACUCGGACAGUCAGGCAGGAUGCCUGCUUCUGUGAAUGCCAUGCGAGUCCUGAGCACAAGCACAGAUCUGGAGGCUGCUGUGGCUGAUGCACUGCUGUUAGGAGACUCCAGGAGCAAGAAAAAGCCAGUGAGAAGAAGAUAUGAACCCUAUGGGAUGUACUCCGAUGAUGACGCUAACAGUGAUGCAUCAAGCGCUUGCUCAGAGCGCUCCUAUGGUUCCAGGAAUGGAGGCAUUCCACACUAUCUGCGGCAGACCGAAGAUGUGGCUGAGGUCCUGAACCACUGUGCCAGCUCCAACUGGUCUGAAAGGAAGGAGGGCCUCAUAGGUCUGCAGAACUUACUGAAAAGCCAGCGUACACUGAGCCGAGUGGAAUUAAAAAGGCUAUGUGAAAUAUUUACUCGCAUGUUUGCUGACCCUCACAGCAAGAGAGUCUUCAGCAUGUUUCUGGAAACCCUGGUUGAUUUCAUCAUCAUUCACAAAGAUGACUUGCAGGAUUGGCUUUUUGUUCUCCUGACACAGUUGCUAAAGAAAAUGGGAGCAGAUUUGCUGGGGUCUGUGCAGGCAAAAGUUCAGAAAGCUCUGGAUGUCACCAGGGAUUCUUUUCCAUUUGAUCAACAAUUUAACAUUUUGAUGAGGUUUAUUGUGGAUCAGACCCAAACACCAAACCUCAAGGUGAAAGUUGCUAUCCUGAAAUAUAUUGAGUCCUUGGCAAGACAGAUGGAUCCAACGGACUUUGUGAACUCUAGUGAGACAAGACUUGCUGUGUCUAGAAUUAUAACUUGGACAACAGAACCAAAGAGCUCAGAUGUGAGAAAGGCAGCACAAAUAGUCCUGAUCUCUCUUUUUGAACUGAACACUCCUGAGUUUACCAUGUUACUUGGUGCCUUGCCAAAAACAUUCCAGGAUGGUGCUACCAAGCUCCUGCACAACCACCUCAAGAACUCCAGUAACACCAGUGUGGGUUCCCCCAGCAAUACCCUUGGUAGGACUCCCUCUCGGCACUCCAGCAGCAGAACCAGCCCCUUGACUUCACCUACCAACUGUUCCCAUGGUGGGCUGUCUCCAAGUAUGCUGGAUUAUGACACGGAGAACCUAAAUUCUGAUGAAAUCUACAGCUCUCUUCGUGGAGUCACAGAAGCAAUUGAAAAAUUUAGUUUCCGUAGUCAAGAGGACUUGAAUGAGCCAAUCAAACGUGAUGGAAAGAAAGACUGUGACAUGGUGUCUCGAGAUGGUGGCCUUGCGGUACCUACCAGCGAUGUUCGGGGAGGCAGUGACACUGUAGAAGGAGGACGGAUGGCUCUAGAUAACAAAACCUCCCUACUUAACACUCAGCCACCCCGCGCCUUUUCAGGACCACGUGCUCGAGAGUAUAACCCCUAUCCUUAUUCCGACACAAUUAACACUUACGACAAGACUGCCCUCAAGGAAGCAGUUUUUGAUGAUGACAUGGAUCAGCUUCGGGAUGAAGUACCCAUUGACCAUUCGGAUUUGGUGGCUGAUCUUCUGAAAGAGCUUUCUAAUCACAAUGAGCGGGUGGAGGAGCGGAAAGGAGCUCUCCUGGAACUGCUGAAGAUCACAAGGGAGGAUAAUCUUGGAGUUUGGGAGGAACAUUUCAAAACCAUUCUGCUCUUGCUCCUGGAAACGCUUGGAGACAAAGAUCAUUCAAUAAGAGCCUUGGCACUGCGAGUCCUUAGAGAGAUCCUACGGAAUCAGCCAGCAAGGUUCAAAAACUAUGCAGAGUUGACCAUCAUGAAAACACUGGAAGCACACAAGGAUUCCCACAAGGAGGUCGUCAGAGCUGCUGAGGAAGCUGCUUCUACCCUGGCAAGCUCCAUCCACCCUGAGCAAUGCAUCAAGGUGCUUUGCCCCAUCAUUCAGACUGCAGAUUAUCCAAUUAAUUUAGCUGCCAUCAAAAUGCAGACAAAGGUCAUUGAGAGGAUUUCCAAGGAAUCAUUGCAUCAACUCCUUCCUGAUAUUAUUCCUGGAUUGUUACAGGGUUAUGAUAAUACAGAGAGCAGUGUCCGUAAAGCUAGUGUAUUUUGCCUAGUGGCAAUAUAUUCAGUAAUUGGUGAAGAACUGAAACCUCAUCUCGCACAACUCACAGGAAGCAAGAUGAAGCUACUAAAUUUGUACAUAAAGAGGGCCCAAACUACCAACAGCAACAGCAGUUCCUCUUCAGAUGUUUCAACGCACAGUUAAUGGAGAUAUGUGGACAUAUGUGUAGACUUAGAAGCAAUCAACGGUGCCUCUCAGAGACCUUUCUGCUACUCUUCACUGGCGCACUUCAUCAGCUCAAGGAGGCCGUGCAGAUAUUUAUUGCAAUCAGUAUUCUAGUCCCUUAAAGCUUUUAUGUAGAACCUUACUGGUACUGAAUGUAAAGGAAGCAAGGUCUGUGUUGCAGUCUUCAUUAAAAAUGAACAACAGAAAGCCAUACUUAAACAUAUUGUAUAGCCUGCUGAAAUCUUGGAAAUAUGUUUAGGUUAGCAUUCCAAAAGAGUCAAAAAACCUGGACGUGCGUAAAGGUCAAACAAAUCUUGGUUUAGUUCAUACCCAGUUUUGGUUUCUGUGCGCUAGUUACUGCUCUUUCCCUGUGGCCGCAGCCGUUCUGGCUAGGAUCUCCUCUUACAAGUCCUGUGGUCCUGUUUUGUACUUCCUAUUGCAGCUUGCCUAAUGUGCAGGGUUCUCCACAAGGAGAUCUUUGCUGAUGUGGCUGUGGUUCCAGCCUCUAAUGCUUUAAUACUGAGAUAUCAAGUGAGUAAUGAGAAAGUAGGUUCUUUUUAAAUAUCCGAGUUUUUUGUAUAUAGUUCUUCUGACAGACCUCUGAUGGCUGAUCUCUCUAACCGCUCUCCAGCCAGCUGUGCUUUGUAGAGCAACUAGGCUCUCGCUACCUUCGUCGACUGUGUAAAUAUUUCCCCUCUCCCAACCCAUUCGGCUCUUUCACGUGCUUGAGACUCUUCAGGUUACUUGUUACUCCCCAAAGGGAACCUCAGACGCAGUUCUGAGACUGGUGCCUGCGUUCAGACAUGAGCUCAGUGGUUGCUGGAUUGGGCUUGGGUGCAUCCUUGGGUGGACAGUCAGAGCUGGCAAGGCUGUAUCUCAGUGCUGCCUUGUGAGGCUGGCUGUGUUUUUCCUUAAGUCUGUAGCGUCAAAGGGCUGGUCUGCCUCUUUGACCGGGACCCAUUGAUGUUGGGUGGUAAAUGGCUUUAUCCACACAAAUCUAGUGUGCUUUGAGCAGACUGUUCAUCCAAGAGGACAGAAAAGGAAUCUGAAGCUGGACAAAACAACCCUGUGGAAGCUGAGGGUUGGCUGGGAUAGUGCUGGUCACCGGCUGCAGUUCCUGUCUUGUGCCUGAAGAGCCUGCAGUGCUGUCUUCUGCCUUUAGAAGCCUCCUUCUUCCCAGCCAGCCCCAGGCACAGCCCUGCUGGGUGCUUUGCAUUUUGGAGGGAUGUGCUAGACUAUGACACAGACCAGGUAAGAGCCAAACCAGCAGCAGCAGGUGUCCCACAGCACCACCCUGCUCCAAAGGGAGAUGCUGCUGUUGACAGGGGCAGAGUUCCUGCUGCCUAUGCCUGUGACCGUGGGGAGCAGGAGGAUGCUUGUGCUGUGUUUGGCCCUAGGCUGGAUCCUGGCUGACAGACAGGCCCACCCCAGCCUGCUAUGGAUUGUAACUGGGAUUUUUCCCCUAGUGACAGCGAUUGCAGGGGGGUGAUGGACCUGCAGUGUGUGCUCCCUCGCUGCUCUCAGUGCCUUGGUCUCUCUGCAGCCCCCUUCAUUUUUCCUCUGAGGAGCUGAAGGGACACCUUGGUAGCAGACUCAGUGGCAGCAUGUGAGCAUUGCCAGAACUGCAGCAGGGGAGCACAGCAAGGAGGAUAAAGCCUUGUGGUCCUCCCUCUCCAUCAGUUUGUGCUCCUGUGGCUCAGCCCCAGCCCUGGGGAGCUGUGCUAGAAGGUGAUGGGUGGUGCAGCUCCAGAGGAGCCGAGGUUUGUGAGGUUUGCUGGACUGCAAAGUUUUUCCAGCCUCUCUCCUGGCUGCCGUGGGAGCAGAGGUGACUUGCUCCUGAGGUCAUCAGGAUGAGUCCAGGCUUGGGCUCGCUGCAGGGCUGAUCCCUUGUGUUCCCCAGUGCCGUGACAGGAGGAACCCUGUGGUCUGGUAGUGGGAUUCCUCCAGGCCCUCUCUGCUGGCUCAGAAGAGCCGUCCUUGCUUGGGAGAGGAUGGGCUGCUCCAUGGUUGGUGUCUCCCUUUCCGUGGACCAUUCCUUUUUGACACCUUUCAGUAUGCUUGUUAGAGUUUUGUGUUGUUUUUUUUUUUUUUUAAUUUUUUGAAUGAUUCAAAUUAUUUUAGUUUAAUGUGAAUUUAUUUUCCCUUUUGAGGAAAUGUUCAGCCAACUCGUUGGCAGCAGUUAGCUGUCUUGAAUUUUUAGUAGUGGGUUUGGGGUUUUUUCCUUUUUUUUUUUUAAUUUUUACUCUAACUGCUUACUAUUUAUGCCUCUCUUUCUCCCCAUCUCAAUUCACCAUAUUCUGUUCCAGUCCUGGGGUUCAGCGGUCAGCAUAGCUGACCACAUGGCGCUUAGUUCCUCCCAGCUGUGAUGGAGCUUUUUGGGUUUGGGGUUUUUUUUGUUUUGUUUUUUGAAUGGCACACUGUAGCAAAUCUCCGGGAAUUGAAUUCCUUCUCAAAAUGAUUUUGUAUUUUAUAAAAUCCUAUCAGUAUGCACUGAGAGUGAACGCACUGUAAUGUCCCUGAACUGACCCUGGCGCCUGCUCUGACACUAAAGAAGGAGUUAACAGCUCGUCCUAUGAAACUAGGUGUGAAAUCUGCCAUGCUCUGUGGCUGCAGAGGUGAGCACCUGUUUCUCAGAUACCAUUGGCACACUUGGGGCUGCAAAAUAGUAGAACCAGGCCUUACUUUCGUAAUCAGAUUCCGUUCUGUUUGUCAACAGAUGCUCAUUGUGUUCCUUUCUUUCAUUAUGUGAGUCGGUCGAGGACUGUUCAUCCUUUGAGUACUCUAGAAGUAUGUUAUACCUGUAUACAGUAGGGGGCAUUCUGCUUAGGUAUUUAUAAAACAUUGCGUAUAAUGUACAUAGUAGGGUUGUUUAGUAUGUUGAACAUGAUCUUUUUUUUUCCUUUGAAGUACUCAAAGGGCUAGCUCUGAAUGUCACCUCUCUGAUCUCCAGCAUUCUGACUUCAAACAGCUGUACAAUCGUUUUGUUCUCUCUUCAGCAAGCAUAAAGGUCUCUCUGGCUACAGACCGCAGUGUCCACGCAUGUUGGCAGAGAACGAUCUGCAUGCGGGCAGUGCCUCACCGCACCGGUGAAGCUUGUGUUCACCCUCUCCCAGCAGUAGCCACCUACUGCAGCUGCCUUGUUUUUUUCCUUGCUGCCCAUUAUGCAGGGCUUCAACUUUUCAUACUUUAAAAAAAAAAAAAGUGUAUUUUUUUUUUUUCUUGCCCACCAUGCUUUAAGUCUGAAUGGGAGAGAACUCUCAGCAGACAGCGGCUCCUGGCUGCAAGGUUGCAGAACUCUCAGAUGCGGAUGUGUUUUUCUGCCAUUGGCUGCUCCGGUGCUCCGUGGGCAUGGGCGAAUAUGGAUCCAUCUGCCCCCCGGUCUGCAUACCGCAGUUCUCAUGUAGUGCAGAAUUAUCGAGGCAUGUGGCUUUCUUAAGGUACACUAUGUGUGCUUGCCUGGAUUACAGUACGAGACUGUCUUUUUUUAUUGCUUACUACUAGCUUACCAAUAACCUGUAUAAGUAACCUAACUCACACCUUGGUCAUCCAAACCUUUUCUCCCCACCCCUUUAUUUAUCAAGCAUAAUAUUACAUGUUAAGGGACAGGAAAAUAGACCUUUGUAGAAUACAGCAGAACAAUGUUGCUAACAAUGUUUGAAAUGGGAAUUAAAACCUCUCUGAAAAACGCCAGCCCUGAGAAAUGACUUUGUUGGCACCGUGUUCAUGCGCAUGUAUUUUUUCUAUUUUUUCCGCUUUUGUCAUGUUACAUCCAUAUCUGUAUUUAUAUCUUGUUUGUUUCACUUUUGAGUGUAUCAUGGCAAUUGUACAGAUGUUUUUGUUAACAUUUACGUGAUAGAAUUUGCUAAAAAAAAAAAAUUAAAAUAAAACCUUUUGAGUUUGCCCUAGAGUAA